Messenger RNA from Monodelphis domestica (gray short-tailed opossum), 3925 nucleotides. It is a transcript of the gene LPAR1, whose product is annotated as lysophosphatidic acid receptor 1. Gene Ontology annotation, biological process: G protein-coupled receptor signaling pathway. NCBI's taxonomy places the organism in Eukaryota, Metazoa, Chordata, Mammalia, Didelphimorphia, Didelphidae. Gene Ontology annotation, molecular function: lysophosphatidic acid receptor activity. Gene Ontology annotation, cellular component: membrane. The record is from RefSeq and is a predicted model, not a curated record.
GGGAAGUGGGGUGGGGUGUGGGUAGCGGGGAGGCUGGGGGUACGAGAGGGAUAAACAGCAGCUCCAAGCCAGGAGGGAAAAGAAGGAGGAGGAAGAAAGGAGUUCCAACUUUGCACGCCUUUCCCUUGUCUCCUCCCAUCUUCUUCCACUCCACCCCAGUGGAGCUACAGCAGAGGCGGCGGCUGCAGAGGUUCCCUCACCGCUGCUCCGUUUUGCUGCCCUUAGCGCGCCGAAGAGCUGGAGGCCGAGCGUACAGACUCCAUCCUCCUCCUCUUUCUCCCCUCCCCCAAUCUUCAGUUCUGCCCCUCGGACCCUCACGCAGGGAGCCCGCACCCUUACUAGGUGUGCUUGCAUAGAGCUCUUUCCCACCUCUGCCCCGCCUCUUUCUCCAAUCCCGAGGAGUCUAACUAAGUCUCUCUCUUGAGUCCACAGUGGGUUGGCCCGGGCUAGUGAAGGAGCCGGGGGUGGGGUGGGUGGGGGGCGGGCGCCGGGGUAUGGUGUUCGCUGGGGCACCCGGGGCUUCUGGCAGCCGCCCGGACCAGUGACUGGGGCUAGAGGAGAGGCGUGGAGGCGGGGAGGCCGAGGGGGGAGUGGUGCUGGAGAUCAAGGGAGAGAUCCGAGGCGGCGGGCCGGAGGACAGGGAAAGCUGGAGGAGAGGCUGGAAGCGGGCACGGGACCGCGGGGGUGCGGGAGCAGCUGGACCGGCGCUGGGAGGUAGGAAGAAAGACGUCUCCGAAGGGCACAGGAUACAGUUUCUCUGAGUACCUGUGGAAUUCCUCAAAUGCGCAAUUCAUUACAUCUAUACUAGGCAAAGGGCAGCUAAAUUAUACCUCGAAGUUAAUGAUCAUCUGCUUGAGAUGCCUGUAAGGGCGACUUCUGGGCCUAUAACAACAGCCAGUUGUGGAAGGAAGAGGAGGAGUUGGUAUUCUAUUUAAGAUAAGGGUGCAAAGCACUCUUAUCAGCAUGACUGGUAUUUGAUCAGUAACACUGGGACUUGGACUCACAGUUCAGCAGCGUUGGAGAGGAGACCUUUCUGUGCAUCUCCUUAGCUACCAUGGCGGCCCCCUCUGCUGUGGUGCCCUUCUCGGUGGUGUCACAGCCACAAGUGAUUGAGUCUAUGGCUAUGAGUGAACCACAGUGCUACUACAAUGAAUCUAUUGCCUUCUUUUACAACCGGAGUGGGAAGUACCUUGCCACAGAAUGGAAUACUGUCAGCAAGCUUGUGAUGGGACUUGGAAUCACUGUGUGCAUCUUCAUCAUGUUGGCCAACCUGCUGGUCAUGGUGGCGAUUUAUGUCAACCGCCGUUUCCACUUUCCUAUUUAUUACUUAAUGGCUAACUUGGCUGCUGCAGACUUCUUUGCUGGAUUGGCAUACUUUUAUCUAAUGUUCAACACAGGGCCCAAUACAAGAAGAUUGACUGUAAGCACCUGGCUUCUUCGCCAGGGUCUCAUUGACACUAGCCUGACAGCUUCUGUAGCCAAUUUGCUGGCUAUAGCAAUCGAGAGACACAUUACAGUUUUUCGCAUGCAACUGCAUACCCGAAUGAGCAACCGGCGGGUGGUGGUUGUCAUUGUGGUCAUCUGGACCAUGGCCAUUGUAAUGGGCGCCAUACCCAGUGUGGGCUGGAACUGUAUCUGCGACAUCACUAACUGUUCCAAUAUGGCACCCCUCUACAGUGACUCUUACUUAGUCUUCUGGGCUAUUUUCAACUUGGUUACCUUUGUAGUAAUGGUGGUCCUAUAUGCCCAUAUCUUUGGGUAUGUCCGACAAAGGACUAUGAGAAUGUCUAGGCAUAGUUCUGGACCAAGGAGGAAUCGGGACACUAUGAUGAGUCUCCUGAAGACUGUGGUCAUUGUGCUUGGUGCUUUUAUCAUCUGCUGGACUCCCGGGUUGGUCUUGUUACUUCUGGAUGUCUGCUGCCCUCAAUGUGACGUCCUGGCCUAUGAAAAGUUUUUCCUUCUCCUUGCUGAGUUCAAUUCUGCCAUGAAUCCCAUCAUCUACUCUUAUCGUGAUAAGGAAAUGAGCGCCACCUUCAGACAGAUUCUCUGCUGCCAGCGGAAUGAGAAUGCCAAUGGUCCCACUGAUGGUUCAGAUCGUUCAGCAUCUUCACUCAACCAUACCAUCUUGGCUGGGGUUCAUAGCAAUGAUCAUUCUGUUGUGUAGAAUCAAAUGGGAAAUGAAGAGCUAGCCAUAGACUGUGGAGGGAGUCCCAGGGGAGAAUAACAAACUGAUGUCUUUCAACACUAAUUAACUACAGUAUUGGUUUUUAGAAAACCCACUCGCACAAGACUGGUCAUGUAGGAGAACUGGCAUAUGCGAAAACACUCAUCCUCUUUCUCCUCUCCCUGCUAAAAGUAGAAAGCUGAUUCCUUAUAAUGGAAUUCAUAAAUAGAUCAGCGAGAGUCUCUUUAGACUACACUGAUUAGAUUUUCAAAGACUGCUUUGUUUUGGUGCCAGUUGAAAACAAUUCUGAUUAAUUAUGCUUGUACCUGUUUAACUUCAUUUACAUGUAGAAACUUAGCCCCCCCUUCUUUUUUUAAAGAAUACAUUUCAUGUAAUAAAUGUCAUGUUUAUGCCUGUCCGCACGCUUGUGAUGGAUAUUUUACAUAGAGAGAUCAUAUUCUUCAUAUUUUUUUUUGCUACACUACCAUAACUCCAGUAUUUCUUUUUCCUGAUGGCAAAAACAGGAAAACAAUGUAAAUUACAAUUUGUUUCUUAUUUUUUUUUUAAAAAGCAUGCAUGUAAUGUAUUUAUGCAGUUGUUUUAAUGAAAAAAGAUGUUCAUUGUAAAAUCUUCUAGAAAAUAGAAGAGCCUAGAUCUCAUGCCAUUAUUUGUUAGAUUAUAAAAUAAAUAGUAUUCUAGUUUCAUGGUAUUUAACUUCUCAUUUGUGGUACCAAAUAUGUAACGUAUGCAGGAGUCCUUAGUUUAUCACUGAUGGAAUUUGUGCUCAAAGUCUAAGAGAACAGAAUCAUGGAAGAAGAAUGAAGCACAAUAUUAUUUUUAAAUGUAUUUAUGCUAGCUGAGUGUUUUCUCAUCACCUGUGCAUUACAAAAGGAUUUUUUAAAUUGAAAAAUGUCAUGUCAUGUUUUACCUUUGUAAAGAAGAAUUUUGUUUUUGCACUGAGUGGGUGGCAUUUUUCAGGGUAACCUAUUUAAUUACCCUUUUAUCCUUAAAGAACAGUGGUUGCUUGAGUUACAUUGAGGUACAGUAUUUUUUUAGUACAAAUCUAAGUAGAAAUAUUAAGCUGCCACAAAAAAUGAAAUCUAUUAAUAAAACUAACAGUAUUCGGUUUUACUGGCCUGUUGUCUAGAUCUUAAUAACCAGCUGUAGGUUUAAAGAAAUUAAAAGUACCAGAAACUACCCAAGUGAGAAGACUUUUAUCAGUGAAAUUUAGUGAGUAAGGGACCUUUUUAUUAAAUAGCUUGGGCACUUAUAUCUGAAAAGUGAGAGUGGAUGUGUGGCUGAUUAUAUAUCAUCUUCCCAGGCUUCCCCUACAAUAGAUUGCUUCCCUGUUGUUAGAUGCUCUGAUAUUAUGUUGUCUAAGGUCUGUGAGUAAGUGUGUUGGUGUGACACAGGAGAUCACAUGUGAAAGGACACAAUCACAAGAAUGAUCUGAGAAAUGGGAGAAGAUAAAUAUGAGUAAUAGUAGAGUAAAUGUUGAACUUGAAGGAACUGAAGGUAAAGUUUCCAUUUGGAGCACUGGGCACAAGAAGUGUGGAGAGUUGAGCAAGAGAAAGGAAGUGCAAAAAUCUUACUGAGAUUGACAUUGACACAUUUUACAUAAAUCCUAAAAUAUGUUAAUGUGAGCAAGAAGAUGAGCCCUGGAUUUUUCACUCAUGUAAACUGGGAAAUAGGAGGGCUAGUUUAACUUUUAAGGGACAAAAAUGAAAUGCUAAGCCACUAAUAAAGUUUUCUCAAUGAGUA